AUGCAAACAACCAAGCGUUUGGGUUCUGUUGCCCAAAGAAAGCUGGUUGAACUUGAAGUGGAUAGCCUUCAGGAAACUACGGACGCCCGUAUGUCCAAUGGACAAGUGAUAUGGACAACUAUCUUGGUUUCCACCGUGAAGAAUUCUGGCCGAAAUUUCCCCCAAGAACUGGUUAUAAAAUUCAACAUGAACACUAAAUAG
This is a messenger RNA of Opisthorchis viverrini, 201 nucleotides long. RefSeq lists its product as hypothetical. The record is from RefSeq and is a predicted model, not a curated record. The transcript has a single exon. Bases 1 to 201 code for a protein of 66 amino acids. Lineage: Eukaryota; Metazoa; Platyhelminthes; Trematoda; Opisthorchiida; Opisthorchiidae.